CGGUCGUGGAGCUGUACGUGCCCUGCAUUCAUUUGCAGAAAUGACUGGAUUAACGUUACACCUUCCCACAGACACGGAAUGUGAUACCUCUGUAGUGCUACUUGUCUGCGACCCAUGCAGUUGUAAGUUGCAUGGUCACUCCAUCUCCAAGCGCCAUGACAUACUUGUGGCCUGCAUGCAAAACUUUGUGAUCCAGUGGGAGAAGGCUUUUCAGUCUUGCAGCAUGGAUCCCUGGGGGCGAGAUUCAUUUGAAGGAAGCUUUUAAAGAAGUGUCAUAAAAAAAAACUACUUGUUUUUUUUUUCCACACUCUGCAGACUGCCUCCACACACAUGAAAGUGUGGCCGUGCUGCGGUGUUUGGAGGUCAAGUUCAGAGCUCAGCUAUGUCCGUUGUGUCCCCGGUGGAAACAGAUGAAUGUGCACAAGGAAGGAAGGAUUAUAGUCUUUUCUGUGGGAUUAUAGCUGUGUUGUCACCAAACUGUUACAGGUGUUCAGGUGGACCACCGUCUAGCAUCACAGUCAUGAUGUGCUUGCUGAGAUGGGCUGCCCUCAUUUGGACUGUGACUUCCAUUCGUCGCACAUUUUCGAUGGCAGUGGGCGAACCAACAGAUGACCCAUGCCCCCCGCUGACCGUGCAGGAUCACAGGUUUUCUGAUAUUUUAGAUCGUCCUCUGGAAAUCUCAGGGUUCGAUCUCACGGAAACGUUCCUUCUUCGAAAGGGGACGGUCACGGAAGACCUGCCAUCGUUUCGAUUAGGAAGCAGCCCGCUCAUUAAGCCGACAAAAUCUGUAUUUCCAAAUGGGCUUCCAAGUGAGUACUCCCUUGUCUCCAUAUUCCGGCUGAGAAGAACUACAAAAAGAGACCGCUGGUAUCUUUGGCAGAUCUUCGACCAAUCGGGAGGCAGUCAGGUGUCUGCCGUGGUCGACGGUGAGAAGAAGGUGGUGGAGUUUUCUUACCAGGGCUCGCUGAAGAACACCCUCCGCUACUCGUUUAGGGGCCGUGACCUGCACGCCCUCUUCGAUCGCCAGUGGCACAAGCUGAGCAUUUCUGUACAGAGCAACAUGGUCUCCGUUUACAUGGACUGCAAGCUGGUAGAAAGGAGGUCCGCCGAGGAGAGGGGCGGCAUUGACCCCGGCGGGCGCACACUCAUCACUACGCGGGUGGAGGACGGACGGCCCGUAGAUAUCGAACUGAGACAAUUUCUGAUCUACUGUGACCCAUAUAUGGCCGAGAUGGAAAACUGCUGUGAACUGAUGGAGCCAGAGUGUGGAGCCAAGAACACAUUUAAUGGGACCGCCCCUCCCCCGGUUACAGCCCCGAUCCCCCAGAUGCUGUCUCAGCCGGCCCCGCGGUCAAUUGACAGAUGUCACUGUCCAGCUGAAAAGGGAGAUGCCGGCCUUCCAGGCGUGAUUGGACUUCCAGGACAAAAAGGAGAUAAAGGAGACAAGGGGGACUCGGGGGACUCGGGGCCUGCGGGAAACCCGGGACAUAAGGGGGAACUUGGAUCAGAAGGGCAAAAGGGAAUCGAUGGAGAGAAGGGUUUGAAAGGUGACCCAGGGCCAGUUGGUCCAGUUGGUCCCAAGGGAGCCAAAGGUAAUGUGGGUCUUCCGGGAACGCCGGGGCUGCCUGCGGACAACGAAUGUCUCAAAGGAGAUCGGGGCCCUGCAGGUGACAAAGGAGAGAAGGGAUCGGCUGGAGUGCCAGGUCGGCCGGGGGAACCGGGCAAAGAGGGCAAAAGGGGACGGAGAGGAAAGACAGGGGAGCCUGGACUCAGAGGUCUACCUGGUCCCGCAGCAGCCACCAAAGGAGCGAGUGUCAAGGGGGAGAAGGGUGACUCCGGAGUCCCGGGAGAAAAGGGGGAGAGAGGAGAGAAAGGAGAUCCUGGUCAGCCAGGUGCCGAGGGGACCGGCGGGAUGAAAGGACAAAAAGGUGAUGUUGGCCCUCCUGGUCCUCCCGGUCCUGUGAUGACAGCUCAUGGAUUAAGACAACUCUCUGCAACUGAUGAAGCGAAGGAACGAGCCCAGAAGGGUGAAAAGGGAGAUGAGGGGGAGAGAGGACUUCAAGGGCUGCAAGGAUUCAAGGGAAGCAUGGGGCUGCCGGGAUUAAAGGGGGAUCAGGGGCCAGAGGGGAAACAAGGCCUGCCUGGACCCAUUGGACUCCCAGGACCCCCAGGCGAGCCAGGCUCACCAGGGGAGCCAGGGGUGCCUGGGAGAGACGGCCUGAAAGGAGAAAAGGGGGACUCUGGUGGACUGAUUGGGCUACAAGGACCUCCAGGUCCGAAGGGUGAGCCUGGAGAACCCGGGGGUGGACACAUGGGCGAUGGGUUGCCUCUAACCAGAGGGUCUCGCGGGCCUAAGGGUGAGCGAGGGGUCCCGGGACUGCCAGGAGACCACGGUGAAAAGGGCGAACCCGGGGAGAGUGUCAUGGGCCCGCCUGGCCUCACGGGACCCCCGGGGAAACCAGGAAUUGAGGGACCCCGUGGACCCCAAGGUUCCUCUGGCGUCCCUGGACCUCCAGGAAGAGAGGGCUCCCCUGGUAGGCCAGGCCCACCGGGGCCUGCUGGACCUCCAGGUGAACCAACUGCUCUUCCGAUUGUCGGAGACAUGGGCGCCUUGCUUAAGAAUGCCUGCAGUGUGUGCCAGACCAGAGUCCCAGGGCUGCCUGGGCAGAAAGGAGAGAAGGGGUCCCCCGGAUCGCAAGGAGUUGAAGGCUUGGUGGGAGAAAAGGGGGAUCCAGGCGUGAGAGGUCCGACGGGUAACCCGGGGAAAGAAGGCCCAAAGGGAGUGAAGGGAGAGAGAGGGUUCCCGGGCCCCGCGGGAGAUAAAGGUGAUGAGGGGCCUAUGGGAAUACCUGGACUUCCUGGUGUGACUGGUCGCACGGGGGCCCCGGGAAUCAUGGGUAGACCCGGUCCAAUGGGCCAAACAGGACCUAAAGGAGACAAAGGAAACGAAGGCCCUCCGGGAAGACCAGGGCUCCCUGGGCCUCCGGGUGUACCCUCUGUGGAGGGCAAUGGGAUGAGCAGUCUGUACAAGCUGCAGAGUGGUGGAGCUCUUUUAGGACCCCCUGGAGCGCCCGGUGCUCCGGGCCCCAAAGGAGAUGAAGGAGAAGCGGGUGAACCCGGGGCCAUGGGGCUACCUGGGCUGGAAGGGCUACCCGGUGCAAAGGGCGAUGUUGGUUUGCCUGGUCCACCUGGGAUGCAAGGCCCUCCCGGGAAACCCGGCGCUCGUGGAGAGCCAGGGAUCCCAGGAGAGCCGGGUGAGAGGGGGCCACUCGGAGAGACAGGAUUCCCCGGGCCCGAGGGACCUCAAGGUGUUCCUGGCAGACCAGGAAAAGAUGGAACCCCUGGAUACAAGGGAGCCACAGGUAGAGCGGGCGACCGAGGAUCCAAAGGAGAACGUGGCGAUCCAGGGAUUCCAGGAGAAAGAGGUGUUCAGGGUGAGAGGGGGCGCAUGGGAGAUCCCGGCCCGGUUGGACCCAUCGGACCCCAGGGUCAAAAAGGCGACCCUGGCCCUCCUGGACACUUGGACAACGUAAACCUCCUGGGCGACCACGGCUUCACGGAGGAGCUCCGGACGUUUAUCCGGAAUGAAGUGCUGAGGAUUUUCGAAGAGAAACUAUCGAGCUCUUCCACGCUGCAGAAGACUCCUGCAGGCAUCUUAGCUUCACAGAUCCAAGGGCCUCCAGGGCGUCCUGGCAACGACGGAUUACCAGGCCCACCUGGAGAGCCCGGACCUCCCGGUCCUCAAGGAUACAGGGGUCAGAAAGGAGAACGAGGCCAGCUCGGACUGGGGUUGCCGGGAGAUCCAGGACCCGUAGGGCCCCCAGGCCCUCCAGGGAUCAGUUCUCAGGGCCCUCCUGGUUCUCCGGGGCCUCGUGGACCAACGGGGACGUGUGACCCCCGCGACUGCCUUCUUCCGUCCCUAUAAGCCCGGGCUGAGUGGAUUAGGCCGUUCUGAAGACGGCCCUACCAGCUGCGAGCUCAGCGCCGCAGGACAAGGACGGCCUUCACCGUAUCUGACAGCUUCCUCGUCUCUGGUUUAUCGGACGGACUCACAACUGACCUCUUUAAUUCACUUUAUGAUAACAUUUGUAUGCCGUUUGGGGUUGUUGUUUUUUUGUUUGUUUUUUUGUUUGUUUUCCUGGGAUUGCCUUUGGGUUUGUUUUGGAUGCAGCUGAAAACCCUCCUGCAGUGCUGUACUGUUAAGUUAUUUCUUGUUUCCACCCCACCCCCCCGCUGCGUAACGCAUUCCUCAUCAGCUCUCAACACGUCUUUCAAGACCAUGAAACCAAGACUCGGUUUCGUCGAAGUUCAGCCCUGCCUGAAAACGCAAUCUUAAUUAUUUGUUUGCCUCUUUAAUGGGCAUGUCUAUGCACUCUUCUGUUCUUAUUCAGAUAAGCCAUUGGGCUGGCAGAAGGUACAUCUCAUGUUUCGUGUGCGUGAGUGUGUGUGUGUGUGUGUGUGUGUGUGUGUGUGUGUGUGUGUGUGUGUGUGUGUGUGUGUGUGUGUGUGUGUGUGUGUGAAGCAGAUUGGCCGAGCGAAUGUACUUGUUUUAUGUGAGAAAAUAACAGAUUGUUGAAGCUCCUUAUGCAACCAAAAUGCAGCAGAUGCGUCUCAUAUAGAAACUAUUUAUUUAAAGUGUGUUCUUCAAGAAUGUAUUUAAAAGAUGGUACUAAUAAUUGUACUAAAUGUAGCAUGGGUAUUCUAUAAUAUUAUUGCUAGAGUGUGGAUUAUUACAAUCCAGAGAGAGUUCUGUUUAUUGAACUCGUCACUCGUGACACAUUUUAUGUUGUGUACGAUUAUGAUUUUUAAAGAAAGCUGCAGUUUAAUCCUUUAAUGUUGCCUUCCCAUUUUCUGUAAGUCAUGAGCAUAGACUGUAGAAAGUUGGACGGCUCCUCAACUGCUCCUCAGAAGUGAAGCCAAAGUAAGUAGAGCUCCCCCUGGUGACUGGCUGCAGUAUAGGUCCCGCCCCCUCCAUGUUGGUAGAUGGGACUUGAGUCAAACUAAAACACUAAGAUACACAUUGAAUAAUUAUUUUUAAGGGCUGCUUCUGUCAUUUUAUGUAGUUGAUAUAGCACUGAUACAUGCUCAAGUUUCCAUUUUUCUGAUAAGUUUUGUUUUUGUUUGAUGCUAUAGAAACAGGACAUCAUGGUGACCGCAAGUUGCCAUGUCAACCACUCCAGGACUGUGAGAGCUGGAAAUAAAAUAAAAUAAAUAAGUGCAAUGUAUAAUCCAACAUCCCUGGGAAACUGCUGCCAGUUUAGCCAAUGCAAGGAAGUGGGGACGUGUUGUCCAUAUUUAUAUACAGUCUAUGUUUAUGUUGAGUCGAUACUGAGCUCUCAUCAGUGAGGUUUUGCCAAAGCUUUUGUAACACAAACGACUCACUGUUUGUCUGAAGCUGUUUUCCAAGACACAUACAUCCAGGGCUGAUUUUUUUUCUUUUUUUUCUUUUUUUUUAUUACUUUAUUUAAUUUUAAUCAUGGCAUGAAUGUACUUUAAAUAAUCUCACAUUUUACUGUAAUCUGUAAAUAAGGGAGUGGUAUGUUUUUUUUUCUUGUUUCCUAUCUAAUGGGGCUUGUUAAGGGACCUGUCAAUAUGAUUUCACAAGCAAGCUGUCAUCAUCAUGAUGCAUCAAGGUUCUCAGCUAUCAAUCAUACGUCGCUGCAAACAUGGAAGACUGUUUUGUGCCCGAGAUGAUUGUUAACAUAUAUAUUGUUUACAUAGUGUCGUGUAUGAUGAUUCCUCUGGUUUAGAUGUAUAUUUUGCUCAGCAACACAAAGGAAAUCUGACUGCCACACUGACGGACAUCUUUUACUCCAUUACACUCAUAAAUCUACUUGAACUUUGUCUUUGGUCUACAUCCUGGUUCUUCAUUCACUGACCAACACUGUGUGUGUGUCACUGUGUACUGUUGGGUUUUCGGGGCGUCUUAAGACUGGAGUUUGGCUUUAUUUAUUUUCUACGAAUUGUUUUGACGCUCUUAACUAAUUUCUAAAAGCUUUGAGUCACUUUUACCUUUUACAUGUCACAUAAAACACACUUGAAAUCUACAGAAAGACGACACUUUUACUUUUAAGUCAAUUCCCAGUUGGGAAACUUGUAGAUUUAAAAUAUAAUUUAUAACCGCAUCAAAAAAAAAAAAAACAUAAAAUAAAAAAAGACAGGCCUGUAGUGCGUGUUACUUUUCUCAAGCUUUCAUCGUGUUUUGAGUUGUUUAAUGAGUGAACUUGACUCAAAGGGUUCAUAAUUUUACUUUUAACCGUCCUGCUGUGAUUAAUGUUUGAACACUUCUUGGGGUGUGUCUGAGAACUCGGUUCUGUCUGUUUUUCUCUUCUUUAAGAUCAGUUUGACACUUUUUUUUUUUUUUGGUCUUUGUACUUCUCACUUCUCUCUACGUCUCACAUCGUAGUCAUGCUUUUCUUUUUUACACAUGUAAAUUAUAACUCACAUCUUGCUCAGAAGCCGCAGAACACUUUAUAUAUGUAUAUGUUUUUUUUUUCACAGCAUGCUAGCUUGGUUUUAUCUCUAAAUUUUAUCAAUGUGAGUGUGGGACUAAGUUAAGAUGGGUUUUGAAUCAAACGUGUGCCUCUUCUUUCAUUUGUGAGUUGAAAGAGCCCCCUGCUGGACAUGUAUUUAUUUCCUCAUUGCAUGUAAAGAGAAUGGAAAACUACUUUUUUUUUUCUUUGGUUUAUGGGCGAUAUUCUUUUUUUGCACUCAUUUUCAUAUUUGGCUUAAUGGGCCCCCGUCAGAGAUAAUAACACUAACUUUGAACGGAUUCAAAUGAGACAGUGUAAGGAAACCAAACUUCUUUCUUUUUUUCUUUUCUUACAUUGGAUUUAGCUCAAAUUGAUAUUAAUGUUCACCGGUUUGUGACUUCCAUUUAGCUAAACAGUAUGAUAAGUAGGCGGGAAUGCAAAAUGGCUACAGAUGUCUCAGCUCACUUCACUAGAAAUUUAUAAGUGAAAAUCCAUUUAUUCUAAGUGGGAAAUUAUCAGAUGAGAGCAAACCAAGCAGACGGAGAAUACUUGCUUUAAUGCAUCUAAAGUCUGGCUUGUCAAACAAUGCAAAAUUCACUUAAGACAGUAGCACCGCUUAUACGCGUUCACAUAUUUCAUGAUUGCUUCCUCUUCUUUUUUUUUCUUUUUUUUUUUUUAAUUUAACAGUAAUGCAAGUGUUGCCACAUGUAAUCUAAUCGUGUAAGUAAGCUUGUAAUGAGGGGGAAUGUGGAUCAGCUUCUCAGCGUGGCCCCUCGGAUUAAAAACGUCCUCCCGCUGUUCUCGCUGAAACCGCUUCCCUGCUCCUUCAUAAGCUCACAACUGACGUUAAUGUUUCUUUCUUUCUUUUUUUUAUCUACCUCAGUCUUGGUUUACCACAUGCGAUUAGAUAUUUUGGAAAAUAUCCAAACAAGCGUUGCCUUUUUUGCUGAGAGAAAGCAAUCGAGAAACCUCAUGUUAAAAUGCAUGUACGCCGAUCAGCCACAACAUUAAAACCACUGACAGAAGAAGCAAAUAACAUCGACCAUCCUGUGACAAUUCAGUAUUCUGCUGGGAGACUUUCAUGUUACAUAGACAUGUACAACCCACCUAGACCAGACCAGAAACCCCCGCCCCAUAGUACAGUAGAUCUCAAACUGAUCAAGUGUCUGUGGGAUUCACAGGAAUAAACUAGAUCCCUCCGCUUAGGUCCCAAAGGCCCCUAUUAGUACCACAGGGCACCCUCAGAAGACCCAUGUCCAUUCUCUGAUGAGUCAGAACUGUUUUGAAAGGUGGUCAUAAUGUUAUGCCUGUUCGGUGUAUGUGUUGCAGUCCUGGAUGCUGACACCAGUGUGGGUCGGCUCACUGAAGUAUCCAGUGUGUUUUGUGUGGUUACCAGGUAUCAGAGGAUAUAUUUGACACUUUUUCUUCGCAGCUUCUUUCCUUUACACUGAUUAACGGCGUCUGCCUUACACGUGUGCAAUAAAUUUUAUCCACUGCUUUA
Molecule: messenger RNA, 7974 nt
Organism: Mugil cephalus (flathead mullet)
Lineage: Eukaryota; Metazoa; Chordata; Actinopteri; Mugiliformes; Mugilidae
Product: collagen alpha-1(XIX) chain
Exons: 54
Coding region: 383-3925 (1180 amino acids)
Source: RefSeq, a predicted model, not a curated record